GGCGGUGACUAAUCAUGCUUUGUGAUGUAGGCAAGUGUCGGUCUCAGAAAUCGAAUAAUUCACUCGGGCUGCCGCUUCAGCGCAGAAUGAAGACCUUAGUAGUGUUCGACUUCGAUCACACUAUAGUGGAUGACAACAGCGACACAUGGGUGCUCCGCUCCGCUCCCGAGCAGACGCUACCGGACUGGCUGAAGAAGUCAUACCAGAAAGGCCUCUGGACCGAGUAUAUGGCUCGAGUCUUGACCUACAUCGGAGAGCAGUCUGUCCGGCCGGAGCACAUGCGCGCGGUCAUGGAGAGCAUCCCGUUCACCGACGGCAUGCUCGAGCUCCUGACCUUCAUAUCUGAGAAUAAGAAAGACAUCGACUGCAUCAUAAUCUCCGAUUCCAACAGUGUCUUCAUAGACUGGGUUUUGCAUGCAUCAGGGGUGAAGUCUGCUGUGGAUGACGUCUUCACCAACCCUGCCAGCAUCGAUGCGCGCGGCUAUAUGAGUGUGCGCUGCUUUCACGCGCAUGACUGUCAGCAAUGUCCCGUAAACAUGUGCAAGAGGAGGGUGCUGCAAGACUUCAGAGAGAAGCAAGCUAAGGCUGAUGUGCAUUAUGAGAGGAUCUGCUAUAUAGGAGAUGGAGGAAAUGACUUUUGCCCCGUUCGAGAAUUGAAAGAAGGGGAUAUUGCAAUGCCUAGGAAAGGAUUCACCCUAGAGAAACUGUUGCGCAAAGCCAUUUCAGAGGAUUCAGACGCACUGCAUGCGAAAAUCAUGCCAUGGACUAGUGGCAAUGAAAUCCUCAGGGAAUUAACAGCUCUGAUUGAGUAAUAUAUUAUUAUAGACAAUAUUGUGACAAACUACAGACUCACUGAACUAGUAGAAUAUCACAUGUUUAUUCUGCACUAAAUGCAUCAUGUGCAAUCCUAUUAUAGCUCAUUUCUCCCUUAAAUCUACUUGAUAAACUGAUUUGGGCAUGGUGUAAUAUCUGUCAGAAUUAAGUUUAUGUUUUGGUUUCAUUGCACAUUUUAAAAUGUAAUGUUUUUAACAGUUUUACAUAUUAUUGUUUUGACAGUGAUUUGAAUCUUUUUGAGAUUUACAUAAUAAAAUAAGCUCACCGUCUGAAUUUAUUUAACAAUAAUUUAACAGUUUGGGGUGCUUAAUAUUUAGGUUUGCUGCAGAACAUUAAAAUGAACAAAUGUAAAUGCUGGCAAAAUAUUUAUUCAAAAAUCUGCAUGAUGAAAAUCCUAUCUAUAAUUCUAUGCCGAUGAAUACCAUUAUUGUCAUGUCGUAAGAAGUAAAGCAGCAUGACUGUGACCCUAAUCUUUAACGCUGCAGUUUGGAAAUGAAAAUAGUUUAAUAUUUCAAUGCAGAAGAUAUAAAACGAACCAUAUUAUUAUUAUUAUUAGAAACCCUAAUCUGCAUGUUAGCACCAUAUUCGCAUAAA
Sinocyclocheilus grahami is the source of this 1428-nucleotide messenger RNA. It is a transcript of the gene phospho2, whose product is annotated as phosphatase, orphan 2. The record is from RefSeq and is a predicted model, not a curated record. Gene Ontology annotation, molecular function: phosphatase activity. The coding region runs from base 15 to 812 and encodes 265 amino acids. The transcript is spliced from 2 exons. NCBI's taxonomy places the organism in Eukaryota, Metazoa, Chordata, Actinopteri, Cypriniformes, Cyprinidae.